Manis javanica (Malayan pangolin) is the source of this 921-nucleotide messenger RNA. The record is from RefSeq and is a predicted model, not a curated record. Lineage: Eukaryota; Metazoa; Chordata; Mammalia; Pholidota; Manidae.
AUGUCUGGGCUCAAAGCCCGGCUCCCACUCAUCACUGGGGACUUGGGCAGACACCUCAAGCAUGUUACCGGUGCGGUGCAGCUGCACCCCUGGGGCGGGGGCCAGAGUCCCUCACAGCCGCGCUGCCUUCCCAGCGCCUGGCCUCGGGGGCGCUUGACAGGCGGUGCGGAGGGAACCCAGGGCUCGUCCUACGCUCUCCGGUGCUGCGCCCGGGGCUGGGCGCCCCCGCGCUCCGACCCCCAGCCGCCAGGCCUCCCCGCCGCGCCCCAGUCCCGCCCCGGAGGUCCUCCCCUCGGAACGGAGCCCCCGGCCUCCGGGAGCUCGGCCGCGCCCCUCCCGCCUCGCGCAGACCCUGCGUUCUCAGCUGGAGCCCGUCGGCGGACGCCGAGGAGCCGGGGCUCCCUCUGCCCAAGCGGGGCGAGGACGGCGGAGCGGAUCCAGGGCCCGGAAGCUGAGGCCGGGGCGCGGGUCUCCCUCGGCCUUGUCCCCAGCCCGGGUUGGGCCUUCCACGAGGCGUCCUCAGUUUCUUCCUGUGCAAGUGUUCCUCCGAGAAGCUUCUCCUCUAUGUGGGCCACAGCCUGGAAAGGAGCUCUGGCCGCUCAGGUUCCAGAUGUAGAGGGGCUGGACUACUCCAGCUCUGUGGACUCUGUCCCGGGUCCCUUGGACUUAACUCACUCUGCGAUUGGAGAAACCUCCCCUAGUCUCUGCUGCUGCUCUCAAAUUGGCCCACAGAGCUUCCCAGUGGCUACCUGCUGGCACUUUGUAGGCCUCCUGGCCUCAUGCCCAUCCUCCCGCCUGCCACUUCUUCUGGAGCAGACACCGAGGCUCCAGGUAGGUCUGUGGCUGGUGGUGGUGGUCAGCCCCACCCUCAUGUUUGGGAUUCCUGAUUUCACGGACUCUGGGUCAGAUGAGGCCUUCUGA